AUGAACAUAUUUUCAUCAUGGGCAUCUUCUCGUUCAACAAUGCUGAGAUUUAUUGCCCUUUCAUUAAGCUACACAAUUUCAUUAUUUAUUUUUCAAAAAGGACUACUUGUAAAACGACAUGUUCUUCCAUUAAAAAGUUCUUGUUUAGACAUUGUUAGUGAAGAAAAUUGUUGGAUUAAACCAAAAUAUAACAAAAGUAUUCUUUUAAUUAUUGACGCUCUUCGAUUUGAUUUUAUUUUUCCUUAUGAAAAUUGUAUGGGAAAACAACAAUUAAAAGGAGAUGAAAAAUAUUAUCAUGGACAAAUGCCAAAAAUUGCCAGACUUCUUCGUGAACAACCUGGAAAUGCUCUUUUGUUUCCCUUUAUUUCGGACGCCCCAACAACAACAUUUCAAAGAAUUAAGGCUUUGGUUACUGGAAGUGUGCCUGCAUUUAUUGAGGCUGGAGACAAUUUUGAUGGAACUAAAAUUUCUGAAGACAAUAUUUUGGAUCAAUUAUUGACUAGAGGAAAGAAUGCUACACUUUUGGGAGAUGAGACUUGGUUGCAGCUUUUACCAGACCGUUUUCACAGACAUUUUGAAAAGCCAAGCUUUGACAUUAUGGAUUUGGAUACUGUUGACGAUGCAGUUAUUGCCAACAUUUUCGACGAAAUUGACCGUUCUGAUUGGUCCCUAAUAAUUGCCCAUUGUCUAGGCGUUGACCACGCCGGUCAUCGUUAUGGACAGGCACAUGCAGAGAUGAGCAGAAAAUUGUUACAAAUGGACAGAUUAGUGGAGGAUUUGACUGAAAAAAUGGACGAAGAAACUAUUUUGUUUGUAUUUGGUGACCACGGAAUGACUUCAUCUGGAGAUCAUGGAGGGGAUAGUUUAAAUGAAUUAAGUACUGCUUUGUUUGCAUAUACUCGUCCAAAAGGAAACGAAUCAGAAAAACCUUUCUCUGCUGAAUUUGACUGUUCUGGCAAAUUUUGGUGUGGAGUUGACUCGGUUUCUCAGGUAGAUUUAGUUCCGACAUUGUCCUUACUUCUUGAUUUACCAAUUCCAUAUCCAAAUAUUGGCCAAAUAAUUAAACCUAUUUUUGGGAAUGAUUCGUCUAAUUUAUUUCAACAACUGAAGUUAAAUGCUUUUCAAAUGUUUCGAUAUGCACGUGAAUAUGCCAAACAUCAAAUUGAUUUGAGGGAUGAUCUAUCAAAAAUUUCUCGUCUAUAUGAAAGUACAACAAAUACAGACGACUUGACACAAACAAUAAAAAAUUUAAGCAAUUUAAUUCGUUCUUCAUUAGACCAAUUUUAUUUUGAAUUGUGCCUUGUUGGAAUUUUUUCUUUGGUGGAUUCUUUAGCUUUUAAUUGUUUUUUAAUUUUUAAUGCAAAAAAUACGACGCCUUUCUUUCUUUGGAUUUUUCGUUCUGCAAUGCUUUUAUUACAGCUCAGUCUAAUUUUUGCAGAAAAACCCGGUAAUGACCAAUUAAUAUAUACAACUACAAGUUUAUUUGUGUCUCUAUGUUAUUUUCUACUUGUAUUUUUAUUUGGCACUUCAAUUCGAAUUAAAUUUAAAUAUUUUAUUUCUUUUUUAUUUUCAAAUUUUCAAUUUUUUGGACAACUAAUUUUGGGUUUUCUUGCAUUUUCAAACAGUUUUAUUAUUUAUGAAUCGGAUGUUUUACAAUUUUCUAUUCAAUCUUUAAUUUUAAUUGCUUUAAUUAAACAAUUAAAUAUUUACAGGUUAAUUUUUGAAUUUUUUAAAAAUAUUUUAUUGAGAAAAUUGGAAAAAUUCUUGACAAUUUAUUUUUCAGAAUAUUUUUUUUUCUUAGAAAUUAUUAAAACUUUAUUCCUAUUUUUGAGGGAAAAUGUUAUUGUGUUCGAGUUCUGUGGAGAAUUCUCAAUCUACAGACUUUCAUUUAACUUCAAAAUGUUUAUUUUUCAUAUAAUUGUUGUUUUUCCAUCUUUAUUAAUUCUAAAACAAUUUGAAAGUUGCAGAGAAGAGCAGGUUUUAUGCUACACUUUUAUAUUUACAACAGAACAAUUACUUCCUUGGAGUAUUUUAGCAAGUUUUGUUUCAACAUUCUUUUUAUUGGAAGAUAGAUGGAAAGCAUUAAAAAUAACUAGAUUUUUUGUUUGGCCGUUACUUAUUCUUCUUUAUUUACAUUGGAUUUUUGAAUCUAUGGUUAUGACAAUGAAGGGAAAGGUAAAAGAAUUUAAUGGAUAUUGGGGGGUGGGGGAAGGAUAGAUAGAAAACUGAUAAUGGUAAAGGAGAGAUAAGACCGAGACGUGAUCUCGAUCAAAAAUCUCGGUUAUCGAGAUCGAUAUUUUUUUGUGAUCUCGAUUCUCAUACUGCACUCCCAGUCCGGUUUUUAGUGUAAAGAGCUUUUGUGUGAGCAGAAUAAUGUAAAACAGGGAGCCCUCCGUCCCGGGGGAUGUUAAAAAUAGACUAAGAUAAAUUGCGACACAUAAACGAAAAAUUUCAUAAUCACC
This is a messenger RNA of Meloidogyne enterolobii, 2462 nucleotides long. Lineage: Eukaryota; Metazoa; Nematoda; Chromadorea; Rhabditida; Meloidogynidae. The record is from the annotation of a GenBank genome assembly.